This is a messenger RNA of Endocarpon pusillum Z07020, 3267 nucleotides long. RefSeq lists its product as uncharacterized. The coding region runs from base 1 to 3267 and encodes 1088 amino acids. The record is from RefSeq and is a predicted model, not a curated record. NCBI's taxonomy places the organism in Eukaryota, Fungi, Ascomycota, Eurotiomycetes, Verrucariales, Verrucariaceae. The transcript has a single exon. Gene Ontology annotation, molecular function: protein binding.
AUGUUAUAUCCGUCACUGCGUUUCCGAGCUUUUCAGAUAUCAGAACGCAGUGCACUUUCCCCUCCAAGAUGCUUCUUCACGGUACGAUGCUCAACGCGCAACCAUGCGACCAACUCCCCUUGCGAGCUAGAGGACAACGAGAUCGAUCAUGGCACACAGGAACCCAAAGCAGGGUCAGGAAACCACGAGGCCGAAGGUCAAGGAAUAAGCGCCAACCAUGAUCUACUCUCAGAUCAGGACGAAACUGAACAUGCUACUGGGGAGUUGUGUCCCAUAGAAUCAUCCAUUACCUCCAAUCAGCCCAUCUUCCAUGCCACCUAUACACAAAAUGACCGGCAGACUCUCCGACUUCCAGAAUUACCCUCAGACUGGGACUCAAGGGACGAUCGUGGACAUCUUCUUAACCUGCGGCGGCGAAAUAUUUUGAGGGCCGCUUUCUUAGAAGCAGCCUCGAGUCGACUACACCGCAGAUCACAGAUCAUUUCUAGAUUAGCAAGGUCAGAGGCUAAGCUCAAGACUCUAGUCGAAUUGCUAUAUCCAUAUCGACGCCGACCCCCUAACUGGGACAGAAAUAUAUACGCACUUUUCCAUUUUCGGAAAUCGACCGUCCUCAAUGGCAGUCAUAUCCCAGGCCUUUCGAUAUCGCCUCUCGCAGCCGAUUGGUGUCAAGAUUUACUGCAGGAUGGCCACAUUAGCGAAGCAAGUGAGAUAGGUGAGGAGCUUCGAGCUCAGCAAGAAAGAGCUUGGGAGUUUUUGCCAGAUACCCACAUGGAUAGGCAUAUGCGUGAGGCUAGGAUAAGAUGGUCUCAGGUCCCGCAACGGCAGAAAAUGAUAAGGUGGCCGCACAUCAUGCUGAAGUGUCUGACUGUCUCAACUGAGCAGGCUUUACGAUUUCUGCUUGUGACAGAUAUCAAACCCUUCCCAACAUUCGAGAGCGUUAUGGAUGUCUUGCUCUACCUCAAAAGAGCUCGAGCACAUGAGAUUAAUGCAAACCCGGAAUUGGGUGAGCUAUACCAGCAAGUGUUGUCCCGACAACGACAGCCAACACGAUGGAUAUAUCAUAUCGAACGGAAACAUCUGGAUCUGUUGCUGGAAGACUGCUCUGCUGACCAGGGCAAAGACAUAUUCGAAAAGCUUCUAGACGCCAAUAUUUACCUGAGCUAUCACUGCAUGCUCAUUUUCAUGGACUUUUUCACCCGAAUUGGAGAAAUUGAUCUGGCCCUUAAAGCGCUCAAUGGCAUAGACCCCGAUGUACGCUUGCGAUCUGACCAGCGUCUCCUUUCGAGAUGCACAAACUUAUUAAAACUUGAUUCCAUAAGUUUUGAUGAGAAUUCGCCCAACUUCCGCAUUCUACCUCAGAUCCUUAAGGCUGGUGUCAAGACAAACCUUGUUCUCCACAACAUAGUCCUGAAAAAUGCUGUGAAUAUGGGAGCGUCCAUAGUUGCAUGGGACCUCUUUCAUUACCUUCGCGAUCAUGAUCUCCCAACCGAUGCUCGUACGUAUCUUGUUCUUAUGCAGGAUGCAUUGGCCCGUCAAGACGUAGAAGGACUUGAAGGACUGAUAACUGCAAUCUGGGCUCGCAAUGACCUGAUCGCCAAUCCUCAUCUGAUAGCAUUCACUCUUACCGUCAUCCGUGUACAGGGACAAGAAUCGAAACUGAGUCCAACUGUGGUGUUCUCCGACAUGCUGGCGCUCUACGGUCGCACCUUCAGUAGAGCCCCUCUAUUACAUCUCGAAAUGGUUAGCGGAAGUUCCCCAUCGGCUUUCAACCAGCAUCAAGUCGUACCUGAUAUGGAUACUCUCGCAUAUGUAGUGCAGUCGUACAUACUGGCACAGCAGUCUUCAACGGUUGUACAGUCGCUAUGGGACCGGACAGAACAACUGCAUUCAGAAGAGGACCAGCUUGCGCUCGGUCUGGCACAGUGUCUCCCUUUCUAUGAUGGAUUCAUAGCAUUCUUUGCUCGGAAAAUGCAAACCCUCCCUAAGUGUCUUCAGAUUGUGCAAUUAAUGCUUGACAGAAAGAUCUCGCCGUCUGCUACAACAUGGGGUAUUCUUGCUGUGGCUUUCACAAGAUACGGCCAGCUUGAAGCUGCAAGGGAAGUGGAUACGUUAAUGUACCGACAAGGUCUUCACCGUACAGAAAAAACUACUCGUUUGAUGAUGGAGCUUACUCCACAACCUGCUCGCCCAGAUUUCGUCAGCAUGGAUGAAGACUUCGGAAAACAGCCCGAAGGAACAUCUUUGGAUGUACGAUCACCAUCUACAGAUUUCGAGCAAGAGUCACAAUUUGAAGAAGAGGAUUUCAUAGACGCCACUGCAAGCAACAUGCCGCAAUUGCAGCGAGAGAGCCCAUCUCUUCCCAAUACUCUGAUUCGGCUUGAUUCCAUCAUUACAAGCAAUUCAGCUUAUGGUGAAACUUUUGUUGAUGGCAUUUUUGACCAUGCACAACUAACUCAGCGUGGGGAAGCGCCCAAUGACACUCAUGAUGCCACAACGGAGCCUGGUCUAGUAUUUGCUGGCUCAAGAUUUUGUUCGCCAGCGACGUCAGACUUCUUCUUUACUGGAGUGGAUUUUCGUUCAACAUACAACGCCAGCUUUGUUUGGUCAAGAUUGAAGGCUGCAAGAGACGAGGAGUAUGGGUGCUGGGAGAAGGCCAGGGAGAGAGAGGCUAGGGAGAGACAGGUAGGAUCGACACGUUGCGAGGUCAGAAACAGGCAGGGUGAGAGGAGUCAGGAUCAGGAGAUUGGGGAAAUUGAAAGCGGGGGUAGAGUGGAGGAAAGGGCGCAGAGCCUCACGCCACAAGAAGAGGAGACACAAGCGCAGCAGAUUCAGGAGCAAGUAACCGAAGCUGGGUCAAAUCAAGAGCCCGCUAAAAAAGAUGCAAGGCACGAAAGAAUCGACGAUCAAAAGCCGGCGACUAUAAACAAACAGAUAAAGAAGAGCGAACGCAAAGAGAGCGAGAACCCAAAGUCUACGGCGAAGAAAAGCAAUGCCAAACCUUUUCGAGGUAGAUUUACACGAAUCCGAAAAUAUGAGAGCGAAGGCACAAAUGUCAAGGUCAGGAAGAUGAAAAGCGACCCGAUGAAGGUCAAGAUCAGACGAAUGGCAAUCUUUGAAUAUUUAACACUAAAUAGGCGCAGAGCCGAGCUUUCCAAAUAUCUCGACCUGAAGGGUAGCAAGGAGCUUGUCUCCAAGUUACAAAGCGUGGAGACAAUUCCACCCGGCGAUCGCACAACAAGUCCGAUACCACGGCGGAAAUGCCCGUAA